Molecule: messenger RNA, 5241 nt
Organism: Onychostoma macrolepis
Lineage: Eukaryota; Metazoa; Chordata; Actinopteri; Cypriniformes; Cyprinidae
Exons: 16
Coding region: 306-2240 (644 amino acids)
Biological process (GO): regulation of immune response
Cellular component (GO): membrane
Molecular function (GO): protein binding
Source: RefSeq, a predicted model, not a curated record
ACGCGAUGUCGCCAGAGAGAUCCACAGACAUGCUUCCUUCAGAUGAGGUCACUUCUUACAGCCGUUGAUUUCCGGCUGAUGAGGUUUGCGUACACGUCUACUUACAGAAUCCGUGAGUGUAGUCUGGAGUAGAGCAACAACAAAUCCGUUAACCCUUGUCUACAGUAUCAGCCGUGGAUUCACUUCAUAUAAAAACAUCGAUGAAAGAAAGCAUGCACGUCUAACAGAGAGCUCAGUGACUAGACGAAGAAUCCUUUGCAGUUUGAAAUCCAUCGGCACUGAGUUUGUGUUUACACUGAAGUCAGAUGGGGGAGGUGAGGAAACUCCAAAAGAAGUUAAGGCAAAUUGAAAACUUGGAGAUCAAAAUUUCCCUCACUCCCGAGGAAAAAGUAAAGGUCUCAAAGAAGGCGGAGCUUCGCUCCACAUUGGCUGAGCUUCUGCUGCAGCAUUCUGGCCCCCAGCAAACUCAAGGGAUUGUGGGAAAGGAGGAGGAUAAAAUGAAAAGACAAGUCGAGGAGGUCAAAGAGCAACUUGUUGUUGCCUGUCGUCCUGCGCUGAAGAUUGCUCGAGAGGAGAGACGAGAGAAUGAAAGAAGCGAUGGAAGCCAGACAGAUGGCAGAGGAGAAACGCAUCUCCCCGUCAGCCCCAGUGCAGAAGAACAAGAAGAUGCCGAGUUCAAAUCUCGCAGACAGACUUGGGAAAAGGCCAAGUUUCGUCUCAGGACUCUGGAGGGUCAUAGUGACAUCAUCACCUGUGCGGUCGCCGUCGACAAUCUUGUGAUUUCUGGCAGUCGAGAUACAACAGUUAAAGUGUGGCACGUUCCCACGGCAACGGAGCAGCGCAAUUUGGGAGGUCACAGUGGUGGAGUCACCUGUCUCAGUGCACCACCUCCAGAGUACUGCAGGAGACUGGCACAUGUAUUCGACUUGGCUGACAAGGAAAGAUUUGUUCUAAGUGGUUCCACAGACUGUUGUGUGAGAAUUUGGGCUUUGAGCUCGGGUCAGUGCAUCAAAUCCAUCUACACAUUCAAUGCUGUCUCAAGCCUGUGCUUCAUUCCUGAAGGAGAGGGCUUCAUUGUUACAGGUUCAGACGCUGGGAAGCUGCAGGUCUGGAGCUGGAGCUCGCUGGAGAACUGGCAGUCAGAGAACGCACACCUGGACGCAGUCACCACACUACAGUCCCAGGGUCCUCUGCUGUUCAGCGGCUCCGCAGAGGGAUGUGUGUGUGUGUGGGAGGUGUCCGAUAAAUGGACGGAGCCCCUCCGCAGGUUGCACAUCUGGGGGCCAGAAGUCACAGGGUGUGGUGGGGUUGACGGGGUGAACGGGAGGCUGAUUCUGAGCCCCCGUGGUGACCGCGUGUUCCUUUCGUGUGGAAAGGCCAGCAUACGAAUCCUAAAUUGGAGAACGGGCGUGAUGACCAGACUAACCAAUCACAGCAGCACUGCUGGUGUCACAGAUUGCGUCAAUCAAAUACCCGGCCUUUUGAUUGGCUCUUGUUUUGACAUCACUAAUGGAGAGAGCACGAUUAACUUGUUCUCGCUUCCCCAGUGCAAAUACCUGGUUUCACUCACUUCUUCAGAUCUUCCCAGGAUUCUUUGUUUUGCUGCGUGGCUAACAGCAAGUGGGGACCAUCGUUGGGUCACAGGGGGUCGUAACCUCAUUGUUUGGGAGCAGCUUCCUGGAAGUUUUAAAAAGAGAGAUGAUCGGAGCGGCGAGGAGUCAGUGAACAGGCUGAAGCGAUGGAGCGAUGAUGACAGGAAGUGGGAGGAGUUGGGCGAAAUGCAGAUACCAGUCACAGCGCAGGCCAGCACCACUCAGCUGUGGGCAGUGGACUGGGGUCCCACGCAGCCCCUGGAGGACGAAACCCAUCACUUGCUGUCCAGUCUGGAGACGGAGGGUUUGAGGGUGACUACGCCCGAGGACUGGUCGCACCGUCGAAGCGCGGCUGCCAAUCAAACGCAACGCCCGACUACGGGAGAGAGGGACAAGAUAGAGACAGAAGAGCAGGACACCGAGGAAGUGGACCCACAGUUUUAUGUGACAGUGACGAUCUCAUCUCUGCUGAUUCUCUCUGCGGUCAUCAUCUCUGCUAAACUCUGUUACGACCGCAGUCUCUCUCAGCGCCCUCCGCCUCUCUCCCUCGCCAUCCCUCGCUCCAUAGCUCAGGAGGACAGCAGGCAGACUCUAAACAGCACUCCAUCCUUCCCCGACAGAGAGAGGAUACCAGUGGUCAAUCUUUGAAGAGCUGACUGUUCCGAGCACGAUAAUCAAAUCCCGCGGGCAUGACACAGACUUUGGUGUGGCCGUUGGUGAGAACACGUGGGCAAGCCAUGCGAAUGUACAUAACAUGUUAGAUAGACAAAUGUGGAUUUAUGGAUGAAUACAUCUGUUUGGACACUCUGAUGGAGACUGUGAGGUUUUGUGGUCCAGUGGCUCUUCGUUUCUGGCUGUACCUCUUUCUUCCAGUGCUGUUUGUACAGUAUUAUUCUCAUUAGCUCAACGCAGCCAUUCACAAGGGCUCCGGGAAUGCUAUGUCCUCUACCAUAAAAACAAUCAUUAGCUUCUGAUCCUGGAAUAAGCUGUGAUGUAUGUAGUCAUUAAUUUAGUAACCGGCGUGACAUGCUUGCAGUAGCCUCUCUUUCAUGCAUACAAAGGUUACAGCUGCCUACUGCUGCCUUUAUCGCACUUAAUGUAGCAUUUAUUUGAGCUUAAUGAAUGACUGCAGUUAUUUUGAAGAGUUAAAUAUAAUUCACAUCAUUUGUUUUAUAGUGUUUUGUUUCAUAUGGCUCCGUGUUCCAUGGCAACAGUGGACUGCAAUGACGUCAGCUGCUAUCUGGAAACACCUCUGCAGUGUUACCUUAUAAUUUACACUAAUUAUCAGAUGGACGUUUUCGUAAAUCUGACUCAACAUCUGUUGAGGUGUUGGUGAAACCUACGUAAUUCUAUUCUGAGUGUGUUGUUAUGCUUCUUAUUAGCUUUAUACUUCUAAAUCAUGGCCAUAUAGCUCUUCUCGGGGGUCUUUUUUGGUUUAGCAGAGAGCUAGCACUCACACCACAGUGGCUGAUGUGUGUGAUGUUUUCAUGUUGAGUUUAUGGAAAGCACAAUUAAGAACAUGUAUGAAGACACACUGAAAAAUAAGCUUGGCGUUUCCAUGGCAUAUUUAGUUUGAUAAGCAAUUAAAAAACCAUGCCACACAAGUUUGUUUGAUGUAUCGCUACGCUAACAACCCAUGGCUAGCGAGGCAGCUUGGGGUUUCUUGUUUAUGAACUGCAACUAUCAGGAGGGUUUGGGUUUUUAGACGAUAGCAACAUUUUAAAAUCUGUCCUGAAGUCAGUGUUGCUACUAAUUUUACUUCCGUAUUUUGACUAAUUUGAUAAUGAAAGUGGAUAUUCAACAGGAAAAAUUAAGGAAGGAUGUUUUAAAGGACAAGUGUGAAAAAUGAUCUUUCUAUCACAGAAAAGAGUCAGACUGACUGCAAAUUUGCAAAAUCAGUGUGUGGAUAGCUAAUUGGCUAAUCAAUGGUUAACGUUAUCUAAGUGCAACAGUGUCCGCCCACUUUAUCAGCGGGCUUAAUUUCUGAAGUAUUUUUCCCAUUCUUUUUUCCCCCAUAGGGAUUUAAAAUAAAGUCUUUAAAAGUUACAAGCCAUGAACCAAAUCAACAAGGUGAAUCACAACAUUACAAACUUUCAUUUGAAGCAAAAAAGUAUUUGAAAAACGGACAAAAGGACAAAGGUGCAAGACUGUACUUCCAUUAUGCGUUGUGAAUGACAUAAUGGAAUUAAAAAUAAUGCAGAGAUAGAAAACCAUUGACUUAAAGACGUUUAUUAUAUGUAGAAGUGAUAUAUUUUAGGUUUAUGGCAAAAUAUGCAUAUUAUACAAAUAUUUAAGUCAUUUGAGAGUUUAGGGAGACUGACUCCAAUUCGUAUUUGGCAGUGCUUCGUGGUAAUGUGCAGGUGGUGAAGUGUUCUUUUGGCACUAUUUGCUUAUCACGAUCCUCUGUAAGAAUCGUGAGUAAUUUAGAUUUUCACCAAAAACAAGUCUCAAUAAUGCAGGUCGAGUGCUUCAACAGAAAUCACAGUAGGUCUGUCCUUCAUAGUUUAUAAUUUAAUCAUUAAAAAUCAGUCCUCUAAUGGAGAAAUUGAAUGGGAUUUUUACUUCCAGAACCUGACUUUGCAUUCUAUAAACUGUGUGGUCUGUCUUAGUAAAAGGAGCAAGUUCGUACAUUUGAUUUACAUUUAAUUCAAAGACUUUUUUUCUUCUUCUUUGAAAUAAUGAUGAAUUGUUCACAAUAUGACCAAGAACAUAUAUAUAUAUAAAAUGGUCGGUUUUACAUAUUGAUACAUUCUCACUUUAAACCAGAAGUAAUAUAAGCUGAAUUUUCCAAGGAAAUCAUAAUCAUCAUAACCCUCUCAAAUAACCGUGUAACUCAUGAAAUUAAAAAAAAUAAAUAAAUUACAACAGAGAGGGGAAAAAGAAACUAAUGUGCCAUUAUAGUUUAUGGGCACAUCAAGAUUGAAUUCUCUCAUAAUUUUUCACAUCAUGCACAAGAAGCUACACCAUGUGAGAUAUGUUUAGAGGUUUCACAUCAUUUAUGUAGCACUGCCUUAAAUAUGUGAUUCAAUGUACUAUGAAGUCAAUAAAAAGCCAUCUCUGGUGUUUUAAAACGUGUUUCUUUGGUGUGGUGUUUGAAAGGACUUCCUAUAUGACAGUGACUCAUGCAAUCACGCACGCCAAACAGCCAGGCCAAAGGGACACCGCGAACACUCAUUAGCCAUCGCACAGCAACAAAACACCAGGACACAAAGAUGCUUCACACGUUCACUUCAGACACACACAUGCUGUACGUAAGCCGCAAGAGUUCACAGCUCCCAUCUGCUUAGAGCUGGGAGACUGAGAAACAGUGAACCUCAGUCACACCGACUGAAAUUAACACCACUAUUUAUAGAGAGAAACAGAAGAGGGUGUGUGCGUAAAAAGGAUCAUGGAAUUUGAGGUGGAUGGAUUUCUGCAGAGAGAAAGAGAGAGGAGGCAGGGGUUAAUGCAAAAGUAGAUCAUCGCUCUCUGUUUUUUAUUGUUCUCCUCAUUUCUAAGUGGCUACCACAAGUUAAUCGCUACCAUUACAGACCAUUACGCAGGACAGAGAGAGAAACAUUGCUUUAGUCAGGCUUUAUGGCUGGAUAAAGGGCAUUUCACAUAACACAGUGGUGGGAAAGAGCGUAUGUGCUGAGAGGAAGAGAGGAAA